AUGUCAGACGAUAGUGAUAUACAACUGAAUUAUUAUGAAACUGUAAGUUUAAUUAAACUACACUGAAAACUUCGUAUAAUGAAGUUGUGUUAUAAUAGGCAUGAGAAGCCUAAGCUCCUAAGCCUAAAGUUUUUUGCUGGACCUAAAAUUUUUCGCUGCUAAGCCUAGUAUUUUGCGCUUUUAAGCUCAAAUUAAGUCUAAAUUUAUUGGAUGAGCCUAAGACUGUUUACAAAUUAAAAAUGGCAAGGACUUUCUUUACAAAUAAAACCACUCUAAUACUAGAACUAUUUUCAGCCCGAACUCCACUUCCAGGAUCUAAAGACCUUGGUACUGGAAUGUACGGAAAAGUUCAAAGCCGAGCCGACCCUACUCAAAGUCAACUAUCCAGUCAUGAUUGUGGGUGACAUUCAUGGUCAAUACAAAGAUCUGGAACGUAUCUUAGCUCUGCCUAUGGCUAAGAACGUUGAACUGGCGCGAGAUGUGAAGCGAAUAGUUUUUCUGGGUGAUUACAUUGAUCGAGGACCUGCUUCAAUACCUUGUUUGAUCACUUUGAUGCUCUUGAAGGUUAAACAUCCUAGAAGUGUGAGUUUUUUUUUAAUUUUGUGCUUUUUAAGGAAAGUUAUUGCUAUUUUUUGUUUUGUAAAGAAAGUUAUUCUUAUUUUAUGUUUUGUAAACAAAGUUCUUGCAAUAUAGCGCUAAAAAAAUUUUUUUUUUCAGUACAGCCUACUUCGUGGUAACCACGAAACAGAAGCCGUGAACGGUGGGUGCUACGGCUUCAAAGCGGAACUAGCCGAACGAUACAAGAGGAUCGGAGAACAAAAUGCAUUGUUUCGUCUGAUAAAUGACAUGUUCGAUUACUUACCAUUGGCCGCGUUGGUUGGGAAGCGGAUUCUGUGUAUGCACGGUGGCAUCUCACCUCAUUUGACGUCGCUUGAGGCUAUUGAUCAGGUAAUUGGUAUUUUAAAGUAAUGGAAAGAAAGUUUUUGCAAUUUUAUAUUUUUUAAAUAAGGUUUUUGCCUUUUUUAGAUAAAACGACCGAUUUCCAACAUCUUCUCGGUUCCAUUGGCGGGCGAUCUCCUUUGGUCGGAUCCAAAACAUAUCAAUACUGAUUUCGAGCCGAAUCCCAUCCGAGGUGUCAGUGUCUAUUUCAGUGAGAAGGCUGUGCAGGAUACGUGCAAAAGACUGAACUUGGACUUUAUUGUACGAGCUCAUCAGGUAUGGUAGUUUACAGUAGGUAGGGGGAGGUAGGGUAGGGUACGGUAAGGAAGUGUAUGUUUUGAUACAUAAUAGAACAUUUUUUAGGUUAUGUACAAUGGCUACUCGUUUUUCGCAGGCGUGAAGAUGAUUACAGUGUUCUCGUGCCCACGUUGUGCUUUGGUAAGUUUUUUUUAUUUGCACGGUGCAGUCAUUUUGUAAAUAUUGUUAUUCUUUCUGAUGCUAUCGAAGUAAAAAUUGUUUUAGUAGCUUUUUAUGACAAUAGGGCAAAAGUUAUGGCAACAUUUGUUUUCUAAUAUACACUAUUGAUCGCGCAGUGCAAAAAAGUUGGAAUCCUGCACGGUGCAAUUGGGAUUUUACCUUUUUGGUUUUAAAUAUGGCUAAAAUACGGUUUUCAAUAAAAAACAUGGAAAACUUUCUUUACAAAUCAAAAAAUGGCAAGAACUUUGUUUACAAAACUAAAAACUAACCAUUUUCAGGACAGUAAGGCAGCAGUGAUGGUGAUAACCAAGAAGAAAGAGAUGGGAUUCGCAUUCCUCGGCCCAAAUAAAAGCGACAAGCUCAGUACUGAUAAGGAAUUUAAAGAAAAGUUUGGUUAUCUGGACAAACUUCAGCAAGCCGAAGACAUUGGAGGACCUCCGAAUCCGGAUCGGUCCGAAGACACGAAGGGCAAUGAUUCCAAUUCAGCCUCGUUAAACGACUCCCCUAAGCCUAAGGAAGUGAAGAAGGAAGUAAAGCCGACCAAAAAGGCUAAACACAAAAGUGGCAAAUUGGGCAAAUGA
Bursaphelenchus okinawaensis is the source of this 1997-nucleotide messenger RNA. Lineage: Eukaryota; Metazoa; Nematoda; Chromadorea; Rhabditida; Aphelenchoididae. The record is from the annotation of a GenBank genome assembly.